Molecule: messenger RNA, 198 nt
Organism: Candidula unifasciata
Lineage: Eukaryota; Metazoa; Mollusca; Gastropoda; Stylommatophora; Geomitridae
Source: the annotation of a GenBank genome assembly
GUGUAGCGUCCAUCGGGAUGGCGAUAUGGUCACUGACUGCCCAGUACGGUUCAGAGAAGAUGACCCACCUCACAGACUCCGACAUCUUCAGGUUACUGAGCAUCCUUGCCAUAGCGGGUGGUGUUUCUAAUCUCAUCAUUGGAAUAUUUGGUUUCCGUUGCAUUCUUGCAGAGGAAAAGCGCUUCAUGAUAUCUGUAC